Molecule: messenger RNA, 513 nt
Organism: Lycium ferocissimum
Lineage: Eukaryota; Viridiplantae; Streptophyta; Magnoliopsida; Solanales; Solanaceae
Product: disease resistance protein Pik-1
Exons: 2
Coding region: 32-298 (88 amino acids)
Source: RefSeq, a predicted model, not a curated record
UUCAAUUCCAGUAUUUUCUUUUUCAAUAGCAAUGCAAUUUAGUUUAGCUCAUACAAUUUCCAUGCAACACUUGCAGCAAAAGAUUGUCAUAAGAGUGCAGCAUAAGUGCAAGAAAUGUCAAUCAAAAUCCUUGAUGAUUGCUGCUAUGUCAACCGGAGUCAACUCAGUGUCAUUAGAAGGGGAGAAGAAAGAUAAAGUGGUGAUAAUUGGAGAAUCAGUAGAUGCAGUCGGCAUUACCAGCUUAUUGAGGAAGAAGGUCGGACACGCCAGCCUGGAGCUUGUUGAUGAAAUCAAGUGAAGAAGUUACACAACUGAGCUGCAUUCAAAAUAGUUGUAACGAUGGAAUAUAUUUAAAGCAUAUAUUUGCAAUGUAAAGGAAACAAAUCCCAAUUAGUUAUGUUCAUUAAUUGAUACGUUAGUUAUGUAACAGCCUCUCUACCCCUUAAAGGUAGGGGUAAGGUCUGCAUACACCUCAUCCUCCCCACACCCCACUCGUGGGACCACACUAGGUAU